Molecule: messenger RNA, 1085 nt
Organism: Meira miltonrushii
Lineage: Eukaryota; Fungi; Basidiomycota; Exobasidiomycetes; Exobasidiales; Brachybasidiaceae
Product: alpha/beta-hydrolase
Exons: 1
Coding region: 48-1085 (345 amino acids)
Molecular function (GO): hydrolase activity
Source: RefSeq, a predicted model, not a curated record
AGCUGUCCAAAACAUACAAGAAGGCCAUUUGGUUAUAAAACUAAACUAUGUUCAAAAUGUCAAAGAUGGCCAAUGGCGGUGAUGAGCAAAUUUUUGGGUCUGACAAAAAUCAUUCAAACAAGGCAACAUUGAUCAAUCUGCCAAUCGUGGAUCAUCCAUUUUCCUUUGGAACUUUGUGCGAUUUCAUAAUUGCAAAUUUGAUUCGCAUUCCCGUCAGUGCUAUUGUUUCUUCGCUUUAUUACGUCAUUCAUGGCCCAAUCGUACUCAAAAGGAAAUACAAUGUUUCUCGUAAAAGGAUUAAUAUUCCAUCAAGACAAACAGAAAGAGAUAUAAAAGUAGACGCUUAUUUACCAAACAAUCUUUGGCAUUCCAAUAGACCGCUUCCAGUUCAUGUGAAUUGGCAUGGAAGUGGGUUUGUGUUGAAUUGUUUUGGUGUUGAUGGUGAUUUCUGCGCUUAUAUGGCAAAUAAGAUGCAAUGUAUCGUGUUGGACGUUGACUAUCGAAAAGCACCCGAAUUUCCUUUUCCCGCUUGCCUGCAAGAUUCGGAAGACGUUAUGAAGUCAAUGUUUCAUAACAAGCACCACCACCUCUACGAUCAACUACCACCGAUCAACUUACAGCACAUUUCUAUCGGUGGCAGUUCAGCAGGUGGAUUAAUCGCAUUAGGAAUGGGAAUUCUUUUUGGCGGUAAGAAGAUAUGUGCAGUCGCAACGAUUGCACCUCCAACGGAUUGCAGAGACCAAGCUCGAUACAAGAAAGCACCACAACCAAACCACUCGAUGUCCUUACCACAAAAUAUCGUAUUUUAUUUUGACAGAUGUUAUUUGCUUCCAAACGUAAAUCGUGAAAAUCCAGUCCUUUCACCUGUUCUUUGCGAUUUGCAAAAAGGUCAAUUGGAUUGCAAACUCGUUUAUACUGCUGCAGGGACCGGUGAUACGCUACACAACGAUAGCUACAAUCUCAUCAAGUCACCAUCAAGUCACUCAAAAAGCAAGGUCACCGCAAUGCUGUCUUUCAUGCUGUUCCAGGAGAAGGUCACGGAUUUGAAAAAGCGAUCGGAGGUAAACAAAAGCAAAAGGCAUUAG